This is a messenger RNA of Closterium sp. NIES-67, 3503 nucleotides long. The record is from the annotation of a GenBank genome assembly. NCBI's taxonomy places the organism in Eukaryota, Viridiplantae, Streptophyta, Zygnematophyceae, Desmidiales, Closteriaceae.
CUUGGCUUGCCGACUGCUGUGGAGGGACAGAAAUGGGCAUAACCUGUCGUGCUACCCAUCUCCUCCUAAGAGCUAAUCCACUCGCGGCGCACAUCUGAGCUCCCUGGAGGCAUUCAUCGAAUUGGCGAGCUGAGGCCGGUGUCGCGCCCGUCGCUCAUUCCCCGACUGCAGGACUGCGCGGAUGUUCGCAUGGCCGCCAUGCUGUCGUCCGCGCGCCCGCUGUCGGCACCGGCAGUGUCGUCGCAGUGCACAGCCGCCGUGCAGCCGAGCCCUCCGACGCGCCACGCAAGGCCGGUGCUUUUCCACCUGCACCGCUCCGUCGCUGUAGGCCCCACGCCCCUGCGCGCUGUUCCCUCCGCCCUCCCGUCCGCGCCGCUUGGGCCCCCAGCCCCUGCCCACGCGCGCGUCACGGCUGCAGCUUCUGCCGCGGGAAGUCCGUCGGGCCCGGCAGGGCUGCCGUUCCGCAAGAAAAGCGGCGGCGGCAGCAACAGCGGCGGAAGGGCCCCUGGUGGACCCGCGCCCCCCCAGUCGGCGUCGCAGGCGCCGUCGGCGAGCGCGCUGGGGUACCACCCGCUGGAGCACGUGCCGGCGGAGGAGCAGGACGGCAGAGGGCGCGCGGGGACAGGCAAGGACGGCCGGCGCUGUGGCGGGGCGCAGCUGUCGCCCGCGGAGGUGGCGCGCACAGUGGCGGAGGUGAACGUGCAGGCCAUCGUCUUCGCCGCCCUAACCGAGGGGUCGGCGGGCGUGCUGGCGGCCGACGCGCGCUUCGUCGUGGACCACAACGGAGACGUGUUCGUGGAGGUGGACGAGGACGACGACUUCCUGCGCAUCCUCCACGAGGACGCCCGCCUCUGCUCGGCGCUGGUGGGGUUCGGCAGCAUGGAGGAGGUGGCGCUGGACGACCUCAUCGAGGGGGCCGCGGGCGACCACCACGGCGACUCCGACGACGAUGACGACGACGACGAGACGAGGGGCUUCAGGGGCAGCGACGUGCGCGGGCAGGGCAGUGACACGUGGCAGUCGCUGAACGUGCUGCUGGGAGGGGCGGGCGAUGGCGGGGGUGCGCGGGGGGAGCAUGGCGAGGAGGAGGAGGAGGAGGAUGAGGAUGAGGAAGAUAGCGAGGAGGAGGACGAGGAGGACGUGGUGCUGUCGGAGGAUGAUCGCCACUUUUGGCGCGCGGUGAUCGGGCCGGACGCCGACCAUCUGUUCGACACGCUGUCGCCCGAGGCGCUGGGGUCGCUGGGCGCGUGGGGGGGGCGGGAGACGCUGCAGUGGGUGCACCCCGUGUACUUCGCAGAUAAGAUGAUUGCCGCGGUGGGCGCGGACCCCAUGGCGGACAUGACCCGGCCCGUGCAGCGCCUGCUGCUGCUGGGCAGGGUGCGCCCACUGUCGUCGUCGGAGGAGUUCCGCGUGCGCGGAUUGCUGGGGGAGCGCCUGGCGGAGUACGAGUACGGGGAGGGGGAGGGGGAGAGCGGUGCAGGUGGCGUGGAGGCGAGUGAGGCGGGGCUGGUGCAGGGAGGCGAGGGCGAUUUCCGCGGCAGGAGAAGCACCACGGCUGCCGCUGGGGUGGGUGAAGCAGCCCGUGCAGCAGACGACGUGGCGCUGUGUGCAGGGGAGGGGGGGAGUGGCGACGAGGUGCAGGAGGAGGAGGAGGGAGCGACGGGUGAGGAGCAUGGAGCAGGCGCCGAUGCCAGGGCCAGCAGCAGCGGCAGCGCGGGCAGGCGCGAGGGCGAUGUGAGGGUUCGGAAGCCGGAAGCCCCAAAGGUCAGGGGCGAGCAACGAGCAGCACCGGCGGGUGGGGCGAGCGAGAGUGGCAGAGACGCGGGCAGCGCAGCGGUGGACGCGACAGGCGCGAGGCGAGAGGGGGCAGGGGGCGGAGGGGCAGGGCGGGAGGAGGAGACGGUGGCGGGCGUGGUGGGGUACCGCGUUGAGGGGCUGGAGCGCGCCUUCCUGCAGGACUCCGCCUUCCCCGCGCGCCAUGGGGGCGGGAAGGGGCACGCUGACGCGGCGCACGAGGUGUCGUGGGGGGCCGAGUGGAGGGUGGGUGAGGGCGACAGCAGCGAGUGUGGCAGUAGCAGCAGCAGGGAUGGUGGAGGGGGCGGCACACAGAGCGAUGCCAAGGGCGCUGGGGGCGACAUGGCAGAACGACACGAGGGGGAGGAUGGCAAUGGGAGCGCGCAAGGGGCGAGCAGCAGCAGCGCGGACGGGGCGAGUGCGCUGGGGAGUGCGGGCAGUGGGAUUUUGGAGCUUCCCCCCGGCGCCACGUGGCUGAGUGCAGUUGGUCCGGGGAAGGAUGCGCAGAGUGGAGGGGCAGGUGGCGAGUGGUGGCAGGCUGAGCCCCAUGACUUGCUGGGUCCUGCUGCUCGCGCUGCUGGGGGCAUGGCGGGGGAGCGGGGGGGUGAAGACGCGGAGGGCGAGGAUGAGGCGAAUGGGCAGGGCGAGGGGCGAGAGGGCAAGGUACAAGGGGCAGGAGGAGUGGGAUUAUUCAGUGCAGCAGAGGGGGCGCACAAGGCGAAUGAGGAGCAGGAGGAUCAGGAGGAGGAUGAGGAGGAGGAGGGGAGUGAGGGCGAAGAGGGUUGGGAGGGAGGGGUGGGCACGGUGCUGUACAAGCUGGACCUCGUGCACAUACACCUGCUCGCCUCCUCCGGCUGCCAGGAGGAGGUGGCGCCACAGCGCUGGCAGGAGGCGGCGCCGGACCUGCUGGCGCACGUGGCGGACAGCAUUGUGCAGCGCGCCAACGCGCUCCAGCGUGCGCAGCGCUGCAUGCGAGAGCUGUGCGCGCGCGAGCAUGGCAUACACGCCGAGGAGGUGUGGCUGGUGGGCAUUGACCACCUGGGCAUAGAUGUGAGGGUGCGCAUGGGGCUCGAACUCAAGACCCUCCGCUUCCCCUUCAGAUAUCCGGCGGCCACGGAGGUGGCGGCGGAGCGGCUUCUGGACGAGCUGCUGCGCCCGCGCCCUCUGCCGUCCCCCACUGCCAUGCGCCUCAACCCACGCCUCUCCGCCCGCCAGCUGCGCCGCCUGCGAGCGCGCAUGCGCCGCUGACCAACACCCGCUGCCAGGGCACGGGCACUGGGGACCAUGGAGCUGCCAAGUGAACGGCUGCAACACCCGCCUGCCAAUGACAGUGACGCAUCGAGAUAGCCCGCCAUCCUUGCAGACAUUCCGGUUCUCCAGUUCGUAUUCUUCUCUGCUGUGACUGGUUGCCCACAUUGCAUGCCCUUCGCAUCAGAGUGCAUUCGUGUUACGGGUGGCUUCCCUUGUGGGAGCAGGUUGUUAUGAGGAUUUCUACCGUAUUCUCCCAGACAAAAUACCUUGGGUUUCUAGGAAAAUGCAGGCAAAAAAAUGUUGGAAAUGAUGACGAAGAGACCAGCAUUUCAGGUGUUUCGUCUCCGCGCUGCCCGCUACUCGUCGCCUCGCAGCCGCGACAUCUUGCCGCCAGCUUGCUGCCUGUGCCUUGCUGCAGUCAGCCUACAGCCAGCUCGCUGCCAGCAGCACGCCGAUGC